This is a messenger RNA of Ilex paraguariensis (yerba mate), 588 nucleotides long. NCBI's taxonomy places the organism in Eukaryota, Viridiplantae, Streptophyta, Magnoliopsida, Aquifoliales, Aquifoliaceae. The record is from the annotation of a GenBank genome assembly.
AUGGAAGUGGUUGCUGGGUUUUUGGGAGAGACUGGCCCAAGAGACCCCAUGAGACCAUGGGUGAUGCCCGGCGGCUCCAUCGUCAAAUCAGUAGUGGAAGACCCUGGUCCAAGCGGCGAGAUUGCGGCAAAUUCGGGCGUUAGGGUAAGUGAUGACAUCGUAUGUGGGAUGGGUAGUUUUGGCAUCGGCGUGGGCUCAGGCAUUGUUGGCAUCGCUGAUUUUGGUCUGUGUACAAGUGGUGGGCAGUUUGUAGGUAGAAGGCUAGGCGAGGCCAUUUCAGCGGCCGGUGGUAUUAGAGUCCUGGGUGAAGAGGGAAAAACUAUGGAUGGCAACGCCAUCAAUGUCACUGUAGCAGGCCUGGACAGCGGCGCCAUUGGGCAUAUGGGCGGUGCCUAUAGUGCUGAAGCUGCUACUACUGGAAUGGGUUGGAAUAGAAGCGAACUAGGCGAUGCCAUGAGGAUCUUAGGGGGAAAACCUCAGCAAACUUUCCCUACUAUUAAUUUCUCUGGCUUCGUCCCAUAUGACGCCCCAGGGACGGAUGGUGAUAGAGAGAGCCUUGAUGAGAGUAGAUUGGGGAGCAAUGAGUAA